Paraphaeosphaeria sporulosa is the source of this 1095-nucleotide messenger RNA. RefSeq lists its product as uncharacterized. Lineage: Eukaryota; Fungi; Ascomycota; Dothideomycetes; Pleosporales; Didymosphaeriaceae. The transcript has 5 exons. The coding region runs from base 1 to 1095 and encodes 364 amino acids. The record is from RefSeq and is a predicted model, not a curated record.
AUGGAGAGUACAGCCACCUCUACACUCUCAGAAUCUCGAAGCACUGGUGGUCAUCCCGCGAUUGACACGAGAAAGAGACAACAUAAGAAGACAAACACAACCAGACGAGACGACUCUUCUCAGGAGCGCCAAGCGAAUGUUAGUACGGACCGGGUACCAGUACACCGGGGGCGAGGAUACGAACGCUCAGCCCCAAAAGCGCGGACGCCACACCUUUUGCACCUCAACCCUGGUAAGCGAGGAAGUGAUUCACGAAGUCCGAGGUGGAAAAAGAAAACCUCGAUCCACAUUCGCCGGCACCCUCGGCAGCAGUGUCACCAUGGAGAUAGAAUCCAGGCGUCUUUCAUUAGGCUCAUCCAUGGUACAUUCUGCCUGGAUCUGCAGCAUGAAGCCGUCCAAUGGGUAUGCGGAGAGCCGUGGCACUUGUACCCGCAUGACGGCGGCACGAUACUCUUUGCGGUGAUCUAUGGUCUAGCACUCGACAUGAUGCCCUUGUUGGCGCAGGGGACUCCUCAAAGGCUGCUAAUAGUCAUCGUAUUCUUGAGCUUGGACCGUCGACAUCUUCCGACGGCCAGCAUUCCAGACCCAGACGCCCUUUUGAUGACAGCCGUGAGUAAUAAAGUCCUAGCUUUGCGUUGCACCACAACCGUCAAAGCACCGACUACUUCUCGAGCAUUCCACCGGAGCAAUGUCCCAUUAGAAAUAACCACUUCGAGCGGACACCCUUGCGUCGUAUCCAUUAAAUCGACCUUGUGUCCUUUCGGCCCCUUGCGCACUACGCGAGCACAUAGUGGGGGCCACACCUUGCACCCCCAUCUGAAACACAAGCACCUGGUUUCUAAGAUUGUGCCUGCUACCGCAACGCCACUGCCGCAACAGCCUGCUGCCGCCAGAAAGUCUCUGCAACUCACAUGCGUCCGUCACAGCAACCGUAGCACCGUAGCACCAAGAUUCAGCCUUAUGCACCUCCACCGUCUAGAGCGCGCGCUGGACGCCUGGCUGCUGACACAGGCUCGGCAGCCGGCCCCGGACCCCCAGAUCGUGGCAGCGCUUCUUCCCGCGCGCCCGUCAUGCAAUGUGACGGUUGCUCUUUAA